AUGGAAGCCGGGAAAGCUACGGAUGCCUCCACAGAGUUUUUGCAGUGGUUGGAUUUGAAUGCCCAUGUCGACGUCCAGAAGGAACUGGUUCCCAGGUUGGGGCGGUUGGGGGGGAGAAGUUGCGCUAGAGUAGCUCUCCAGGCAUUGGGCCACCUUCAAGAUGGUCGCUUGCGCGAAUGUUCCCAUUUGGGCCACAUAUUGGCGGGUGUCGCUUGGGAAAAAUUGCACAUCGGCUUCUGGAAAGAUGUGGAUGUCGCUUGGAGGGACGCCUACACCCUUGGCAAGGUCCUGGCUGCGGUACCGUUUCUCCAUGGGUUGGAGGACUUUAAAAGGCGGGGAUCCUGGUGCCCGUCCCAGUGCUCCAGGGUGGAAGUUUCUUCUGAGGCAAAUGGCAGAGAGGGCGCCAUGCAUCCAACCGACCUCCAACAGCGGCGGGAUGCCCACGCCAGCACCCCAAAUGCACCUUCUCAGGAUUCCUUCAGACAGGUCGGAGAUUGUCCACACUAUGAGCAGGUUCCCAAGAGAAGAAAGCUGGCAGCAUCAGGAGUGGAGAAUGUUGGCCAAUCCUGCAACCAGGAAGUGUCGCUUGGGAACAACGAUCCGUCUCUUGUUGAUGAGGAUGGUUCCGAAGUAGGCUCCAGAAUGGGCCAUGGACCAUUGAAGGCAUCAGGCAAUUCAUAUGCAGUGGAAGACGCCACAAAGGAGGCAACAGACCUGCUUCGGGAACUCGACAUGGGGGCAAUAAUGGGGGGUCCUAUGUUUAGGCUCCCUCUAGACAGUGCAAUUAAUGCUGUGCAGCGCUUCUUGAGCCAGCAUCAGCCUCCUAUGAAAAUGGGCAAUCUGACGUUCGAGGAUAGCUUUUUAGAACAGAAAGUUGUGCCUCUUCCGCCGCGAUCCUUAAAUGAAGUCUCGACCUCGUCCCUGGAUGCAAAGGACCUACCAUCACUUGAGUGCUUUCUCGAGUCCUACAUGGCCCCUGGUGGGAAGUCCAAGCCAGUAGUUCUGACGGGCUGCAUGGAAGGCUGGCCUGCGCUGAAGAAAUGGUGCGAUGCAGAAUACCUCAUCAGUGUGGCUGGGCAUAGGACUGUGCCAAUUGAGGAGGGAAGGCACUAUUUGUCAGACAAGUGGUCACAGAGGCUUAUGACACUGUCAGAAUUCGUGGAAAAGUACAUGCACCCAUCAGCAAGGAUAGCUUGGGGUACAGAGGGAGAAGCUGGAGACUGUGCAGACACCAGAGGGUAUCUGGCUCAGCAUCCUCUCUUUGACCAGAUUCCUGCACUACUCCACGAUAUUCGCACACCCGAGUAUUGCAUGCUUGGAAAGGGUGAGAUGCAGAGUGUGAAUGCCUGGUUUGGGCCGCCUGAAACAAUAACACCACUUCAUUAUGAUGCCCAUCACAACCUGCUAGGGCAAGUCGUCGGGAGGAAAUAUGUGCGACUCUACGCACCAGAGCUGUCGUCGUGCCUGGCACCACGCACAGAAGAGCUGACAAUGAACUCGAGCCAGGUGGAUUUGGACUGUCCUGACGCACUGGACUCGCCAGAGUUCAAGGCAGCACCUUUCGUGGAUUGCGUACUUGAGCCUGGGCAGAUGCUUUACAUCCCACCAAGAUGGUGGCAUUAUGUGAAGUCCCUGUCCAUCAGCUUCUCAGUGAGCUUCUGGUGGCAGUGA
Molecule: messenger RNA, 1671 nt
Organism: Ostreobium quekettii
Lineage: Eukaryota; Viridiplantae; Chlorophyta; Ulvophyceae; Bryopsidales; Ostreobiaceae
Source: the annotation of a GenBank genome assembly